UAACACUUUGGCUACUCCUUAUAGCGAUCCGCGCGGGCUGCAUAGCUAGUUGUUCGUCAUCGAAACUGUGAUUAAAUCUGACACUUGGAGCCGUUUGGUGUCCCGGGGAGACCCGUUUCGACCGUCUCUGUGCCUCAAUUGUAGCGGUAGGACCGAGUUCUACGUCGGCUACUGUCGAAGCUAGCGUAGCGAGCUAGCCACCGUUAACAGGCUGCGUUCAAUGAAGGCUUGGAGAGAAAAAACACUGUUGCAUUAUCGACACAUUCAACUGGGGAAAGACUUCCUUUCAGUAACAUCCGUCUGGCAUUUUCUUACCUUCUUACGUCGUUUAUUAUCCAAAAGGGUCUAUAUACAUGUACUGUAGCUCCAAACACCGGUAUUAUCAUGGACCGCUUCCACUUAGCGAAAUGUUAAAAGGACUCUCACAGGUCGCCGUCUCUGCGGAGAGCACGUCUUUUUAUUUUAUUUUUUUAUUUUAAGACUCUGCAUGUGUGCGCGUGUAUGUGAUUGAGUUUAUUUGUGUAUAUGUGUGCGUGUGCGUGCGUGCAUGUGUGCGAGUGCGUGUUACCCCCCAAGCGCCAUUUGACAGAGAGCCACUCCUCCCUGGAGGAUGACAAUGGAGGAGAUGAAGAAUGAAGCGGAGACAAACUCCAUGGUAUCCAUGACGCUCUACACAGUGAUGUACCCAGUCUUUAACGAGCUGGAGAGAAUCAACCUAUCGGCAGCUCAGACUCUCAGAGCAGCCUUCGUUAAGGCGGAGAGGGAGAACCCCGGCCUGACGCAGGACAUCAUCAUGAAGAUCUUGGAGAAGAAGAACGUCCAAAUCAACUUCACCGAAUCACUGCUGCGCAUGGCCGCCGACGACGUGGAGGAGUUCAUGAUCGACCGGCCCGAGCAGGAGUUCCAGGACCUGAAUGACAAGGCCCGAGCGCUGAAACACAUCCUCAGCAAAAUCCCAGACGAGAUCAAUGACAGAGUACGCUUCCUGCAGACUAUUAAAGACAUCGCCAGCGCCAUUAAAGAGCUUCUGGACACGGUCAACAACGUCAUUAAGAAAUAUCAAUACCAGAAUCGCAGAGCCCUGGAGCAUCAGAAAAAGGAGUUUGUCAAGUACUCAAAAAGCUUCAGUGACACCCUCAAAACGUACUUCAAAGAUGGAAAGGCGAUAAACGUCUUCAACAGCGCAAAUCGGCUCAUCCACCAAACCAACCUCAUACUGCAGACCUUCAAGACCGGGGCCUAGCACACGCGAGGACCACGCAGAGGCGGUGAACGGGUGGCAACGGCUGCUUGGGUGGGCAUGGGAUUUGUGUUUGGAGCGCCUGACCCAUAUUUGUAAAUUAGAAGGAGUUGAUUUUAGGGUUGGGGGGUCCAACAGCGGAAGAGACUGAAAAGUGCCAUUUCUGUAGUCAUUGAGGAUUUUCCAGUCUCCAGCUGAAAUAGGCCCAAAAGUCUGCUUGUUUGAUUUUAUUUGGACAGUUUUAAUUUAUAACCCUGAUCUGUUAUUUUUCUUUUUCUUUUUUUUUUUUUUAAUUUGUUCGGGGAGUAGUUUGAGGCGAGGUGUUUAUUAAAGACUAAUUGCCAUUUUUCUAAUAUAUACAUGUUGAUCAUUUUAUGUACAAAAAAAAAAAAAAGUAUAAACAUUGCAACAAUUAUAGCUACAUGUAAGAGACGGCGUCCGUUGUGUGUCCUCGUCGCACGUGCAGAUCGAUCGACAAGUCUGGAAGGUGGGCGUUUUAAACCCCCCCCCCCCAGCCCCCGUGAAUUUCAGACCUCUCCGUUUAUCAUGACCACCACAAUGCCAAAAGACUUGCGAGCGCUGUGCUGUGCACCUUACUCCUUCUCGUUGUCAUCAUAAAAAGUCCCGCAACAUUCCCUUCUUUUCAACAGAAUGUCUUUGCAAGCCGAGACGCUCCUCGCUGUUGGAGGUUGUAAAGAGAGAAAUGUAUUUAACUUAUCCUGGUUGCAAAUGUUCAAUAAAUAGUUUCCAAAUGAUGA
Syngnathoides biaculeatus (alligator pipefish) is the source of this 1998-nucleotide messenger RNA. Its product is annotated as programmed cell death protein 10-B. Gene Ontology annotation, molecular function: protein kinase binding. NCBI's taxonomy places the organism in Eukaryota, Metazoa, Chordata, Actinopteri, Syngnathiformes, Syngnathidae. Gene Ontology annotation, biological process: regulation of Golgi organization; positive regulation of MAP kinase activity. Bases 611 to 1243 code for a protein of 210 amino acids. The record is from RefSeq and is a predicted model, not a curated record. The transcript has 8 exons. Gene Ontology annotation, cellular component: FAR/SIP/STRIPAK complex; Golgi apparatus.